Messenger RNA from Micromonas pusilla CCMP1545, 1176 nucleotides. RefSeq lists its product as uncharacterized. NCBI's taxonomy places the organism in Eukaryota, Viridiplantae, Chlorophyta, Mamiellophyceae, Mamiellales, Mamiellaceae. Bases 1 to 1176 code for a protein of 391 amino acids. The transcript has a single exon. The record is from RefSeq and is a predicted model, not a curated record.
AUGCUCGCCGCCCCCGCGCGCGCCGCGGCGACGCUCGCGGGAGGCGCGCGCGGCGCCGCGCGUCGUCGCGCCGCCGCCGCCGCCGCCGCGCGCGUCGCCGUCGUCCGCGCGACUUCGUCUUCGUCGUCGUCGUCGUCGUCGUCGUCGUCGUCGUCGUCGUCGUCGAGCGUCUCGGACGCCGCGCCGCCGGAGACGACCGUCGCGCCGUCGACCCCCGGGGACCCCCGGGGACCCCCCGCCGCCGCCCCCGCGCCAACGCCGCGCGCGCACGCCGUCGCGCGGGACUCCCCGCUCUUCGCGUCGCACCCGCUCUUCGCGUCCACCACGGGCGGGCGCGUCGUCGCGGACCUCGCGCUCGUCGUGGACGAGAUCCCGCUCGGCGUCGUCGACCCCGUCUCCAGGGUCGAGCGCGUCGCGAAGAUCGUCCGCCCCGCGUCCGAGGACGAGGUGCUCGACAUGUACGUCGAGCUAGGCCUGCUCGAUCGCGAUCCGUACUGGGCCGCGCUGUGGCCGUCGUCCAUCGCGCUCGCGCGCGGCGUCGCCGCCGCCGCGGAGCGCGACGCGCGAUGCCUGCGAGCGACCAGGGGGAGCGCGUCCGCGAGGGCGGCGGCGGCGGUGGCGGGGAAGGACGCGUGCGAUCUGGGGAGCGGGCUCGGGCUCGCGGGGAUCGCGGCGGCGAUGUGCGGCGCGAGGGAGGUGGUGUUCUACGACCGCGAGCCGCUCGCGCUGCAGUGUUGCUUGCUGAGCGCGGAGCUUAACGGCCUCGACGUGAGCGUUUCAGGGCGAGGGACGGCGUCUGGCGGCGGCGGCGGCGGCGGCGACGAAAAAUCGACGCGGCUGUGCGACGCGGAGACGUUCGACUGGAACGCGGUGCCCGCGGACCAGCGGACGUUCGAUCUCGUCCUCGCGUGCGACGUGCUGUACGAGCCCGGGAUGGCCGCGCCGGUCGCGAGCCUCGUGCCGACGCUGACGCGGCGCGGCGGUGGACGGUGGCUUCUCGCGGAUCCGCCGAAUCGCGCGCCGCGAAAUCGGGAGAAAUUUUUGGAGCUCGUGUACGAAAACGGAAAGCGCGACGGCUGGGGGGGGAACUGCGAGACGUCCGAGCCUCGAAGGGAGAUCGUGACGCACCGCGGGUCCACGGACGAAGUCUUGCUCAUGGACUUCAUCAUCAAGUGA